UCAUCUCAAUUUGAAACGGAUAAUUUGAAACGGAGAGAGUAAUUAGUUGUUGUUGUUUAACUCAAAUCCUUUCCCAUUGCUUUCUAUUACUCCUAUAAAGAAAAGGAACUAACACUUAAUCUGCAACACAAUAAUGUCUUGCUGUUCAGAAUUAAAUUUUGUCAACUAUGGUUUCCUUAUCAUAAGUGCCAUUUUGUGUAUCAUCUUCAGUAGUUUCAUCAAGUCUAUCAUCAAUUUCAUCAAGGAUAGAUUCCAUUAUUUUCACAACCAAGCUAGUGAUGCAGGAGGAGAGCCUCAGAAAGUAUCACCAGUUGAGGUACGCGCAAACAUGUCCUUGGAUGAUAUAAAUAUACUGACCGGGAACUUUGGGGAGAAAGCUCUGAUAGCCGAGGGAUCUUAUGGCCGCGUCUAUGGUGCUAAAUUGAGCAAUGGCCAGCAAGCAGCAAUAAAGCAAUUGGAUGCAAAUUUUUCUCCAGAAUCAGAAACUGCUUUCGCGGAACAGGUACAAAUGGUUUCAAGACUCAAGCAUGAACAUUUUGUGACUCUGAUGGGUUAUUGCUUAGAAGCAAACAACCGUAUCCUUGUUUACGAGUUUGCAACCAUGGGCACAUGGUACGUCGACAGUUCAUUCAGGUCAGGUCUAGCAAUGUAUUGGAUCAUAAGUGAUUAUUGGAUGUUCUGUUGUAUAGGUAGAAAAGGAGCACAAAGUGCUGAGCCUGGUUCAGUUCUUACCUGGAAUCAGAGAAUGAAAAUUGCUUGUGGUGUAGCUAGUGGCCUGGAAUAUCUACACCAAAAGGUUGAACCACCAAUUAUUCAUCGCGAUGUAAGAUCCAGCAAUGUACUACUGUUUGAUGAUUUUACAGCAAAGGUUGCUGAUUUCGACUUGAGAAAUCAGUCUUCAGAGCAUUCCACUAGAGAUCGGGAGUCUUUUGGCUACCAUGGUCCAGAGUAUGCCAUGGGAGAAACGAUAACAGAUAAAAGUGAUGUUUAUAGUUUUGGAGUUGUUCUCUUAGAACUGUUGACAGGAAGGAAGCCAGUAGAUUAUACAAUGCCUGAAGGAGAACAAAGUCUUGUCACAUGGGCAACUCCACUAUUAAGUGAUGAUAAAGUGAAGGAGUGUGUUGAUCCAAAACUAAAUAAUGAGUACCCUCCAAGGGCAAUUGCUAAGGUUGCAGCACUUGUGGGACUUUGUGAUCAAGACAAGCCACUUUUCCGACCAAACAUGGCAAUUAUGGUCAAGGCACUGCAGCCACUUCUCAAUGCAGAUUAAACCAGCAAGAUCAGAACCUUGUUCUACAACAUUCUCGAUUGAAACAGGCAGACAUAAGCGGAUUCAGAGUUUAAAAUUUACAUGUACCCGUAAUAGAUACUGUGGAUCUGCCCUUGCAAGCAGGGGCUAGUUUUCAAUAUCAAGAAGGUUGUGGUACAUGUAAAAGGAUCCUAGAACUAGCAGAAAAAAUGCCAUUUCUCUUAAUUCAUGUGUUGUUCUACAAGUUGAAGCCACAACUUACCUGCAUUAAACUGUUGACCUGCACAGACAGAAAUGAGAGAUCUGGUUUUGUAGCCUUCUACAAACUUGUUUUAAAUUUAUUUAUGAGUGAUCUUCAUUUUCACACACAAAAGAUUUUAUUUUUUACACUUAAAAAGAGAUCUGAAAAGGUCAUUUUCUACUAUUCAACUUGUAUG
Messenger RNA from Capsicum annuum, 1686 nucleotides. RefSeq names its product probable protein kinase At2g41970. The transcript has 6 exons. Lineage: Eukaryota; Viridiplantae; Streptophyta; Magnoliopsida; Solanales; Solanaceae. The record is from RefSeq and is a predicted model, not a curated record. Gene Ontology annotation, molecular function: protein tyrosine kinase activity; ATP binding. Gene Ontology annotation, biological process: protein phosphorylation. Bases 134 to 1270 code for a protein of 378 amino acids.